Molecule: messenger RNA, 1137 nt
Organism: Cladophialophora yegresii CBS 114405
Lineage: Eukaryota; Fungi; Ascomycota; Eurotiomycetes; Chaetothyriales; Herpotrichiellaceae
Exons: 3
Coding region: 1-1137 (378 amino acids)
Source: RefSeq, a predicted model, not a curated record
AUGGAGCAUCGAUCGAAUGCGCGGGCUCUCCCAAUCUGCGAAGCUGAAUGGGAUCGACGCCGUUCUGUUAUCGAAGGUCUUUAUCGGCUUCAUGAACUCACAGACGUGAUCGAGCGGAUGGAGCGAGAUUUUGGUUUUCGCGCGACAGACAAACAGUACAAACGUCAAUUUGCUAGAUGGGGCAUUCGCAAGAAUAUCAGCUCCAAGGACAUGAAAGGAGUCCUCGGAAAGCCGAUCGAGAAUGCCACCGUCCGCGGUGUCCAAGUUCCAAAAGCCAAGAUCAUGCGAUUCGAGCGACGACAGCGACUCAAGGCCUCCGCCGUAAAUCGUGAUCAGAUCGGGGUUCAGGGUGAAGACCUAAGUCGGUCUCAAAGUGUUCACCAGGAGCAGAGAGAUGAUCACACCCAGGGCUUAGAAGUCGAAGUUGCCCAAGAUCUGCAAGAGAACCACCUCGUCUCAGAAGGUGAUGGAGAUACGACGAUCCAGCUGCAGCAGCAAAUCAUUGAUCGGCAGCAGCAAGAGAUUAUCAAAUUGAGACAAGACCUUGUCGACAUGAGGUCCAGACGGAGAGUAUCUCAGGAUGAAUUGGGGAGUGGCACAGCCACAGAUACGGCCCGGACGUGUGAAAGUCCACCUCGUGAGCCCCAGGUUCAGGAUGAGCUUGCCGAUGUCCUCCCACGAGGUCUUCCAGAAUGCAAAUGCGACUUGAGUGACACCGGGACCCUCAUUCAGUAUCUUCGGACAUACAUAUUGCUCAGAACGCUUGAAGACACGACUUUUGAAACGAUGCCUCCUACUUGGUUUUCGUAUGCCCUGUUCUCCCGCCGAGGGAAACCUUUUAAAGGUAUUGGUGAUGCCUUCGACAGGCCCUUGGCCGAGUAUGCGAGAUUGGCAAUGUUCGGUACCACGAGGCUUGAAAUCGCCUUGGAUUUUCUUCUGUUUAUCCAUGCCUUCCUCAACUCGACUGAUUCCCCGAGGUCAACGUACGACCGUUGUUGUGUUGAGUCAGCACGCAGGAUCCGAGAACUUAUGUCGACGGAACUCUCUGACCGUCAACGGCGGCGCAUCUGGGCAUUCACGGCUCUGAAGCUUGCGAAACACUGUUCGUGUCAUCUGAACGUCGAUCGGUCAAUCUGA